UCGCCUCAACCGCCAAAAUGAAGUUCUCCAUCAUCUCUACUCUUCUCGCCGCCACAGCCUCUGCUCUUCCCGCUGGUCAGGAUGCCGCUGCCCUCGAGGCUCGCCAGCUAGGCGGCAGCAUCACCCGCAACGACCUUGCCAACGGCAACAGCGGUUCAUGCCCUGGCGUCAUCUUCAUCUACGCUCGCGGCUCCACUGAAGCCGGCAACCUUGGAACUCUCGGUCCCCGCGUUGCUUCAAAGCUCGAGGCCAAGUACGGCAAGAACGGUGUCUGGAUCCAGGGCGUUGGCGGUGCUUACCGCGCUACUCUUGGCGACAACGCUCUUCCUCGUGGAACUUCUAGCGCUGCUAUCCGUGAGAUGCUGGGCCACUUCAACGACGCCAACCAGAAGUGUCCUGAUGCUGUCCUCCUCGCCGGAGGUUACAGCCAGGGCGCUGCUCUCGCCGCUGCCAGUGUCACCGACGUCGAUGCCGGUAUUCGUGAGAAGAUUGCUGGAGUUGUUCUCUUCGGAUAUACCAAGAACCUUCAGAACCGGGGAAAGAUCCCCAGCUACCCUGAGGACCGCACCAAGGUCUUUUGCAACACUGGCGAUCUCGUAUGCACUGGUUCGCUCAUCGUUGCUGCUCCUCACUUGGCCUACCAGAGCGAUGCUUCCAACGGUGCUCCCGAGUUCCUGAUCCAGAAGGCUGAUGCUGCUGGGGCCGCCUAAGCUAGUUGAUGGAGGGCGAAGGACUAGGCUGGCCUGUUCUUGUAUUUUAUGAGGUUUACGGUUUCCAUUGGUUUUUGUUUGUAUCUACUUCAUGGAGGAAUGGCUUUAGUGACCAUGGACA
Messenger RNA from Fusarium verticillioides 7600, 831 nucleotides. Its product is annotated as cutinase 3. The record is from RefSeq and is a predicted model, not a curated record. Gene Ontology annotation, cellular component: extracellular region. The transcript is spliced from 2 exons. The coding region runs from base 18 to 710 and encodes 230 amino acids. Gene Ontology annotation, biological process: carbohydrate catabolic process. NCBI's taxonomy places the organism in Eukaryota, Fungi, Ascomycota, Sordariomycetes, Hypocreales, Nectriaceae. Gene Ontology annotation, molecular function: cutinase activity.